AUGCUGCUUUUUCUGUUUUUCUUUUGCUGCUGCUCUGCUGCUCUUGCUGCUGCAUCUUUCUCUUCUCCGCGUGGGGGGGGCCCCCCUUCUCCUGUUGAGGGUACAGCAGCAGCAGCAGCACUGGGGGCCCCCAUGGGGGGCCCCCUGGAUUGGCCCCCCUGGCAAGCAGCACAGGAUGAGGGCCCCCACGAUGGUUUUGCUGAUCCUUACGAGGGAGCAGCAGCAGCAGCAGCAGCAACAGCAGCAGCAGCAGCAGCAGCAAAGGGUCAAUCCAUAGAUUCUUCUCCUUCUCGAAGGAGCAGCAACAGACUAUGGGGGCCCCCAGCAGAAGAAGAAGGGGCCCCCCCAAGGGGGUCUAUGGGGGCCCCCCAAGUUGCUGCUUUUCCUGGGAGUCCUUUUGCUGCUGCUGCUGCUGCUGCAGCAGCAGCAACAGCAGCAGCAGCAGACGGAGGAAUACAGUGGAAACCAAGAGAAUCAUCAAGCAAAGCAGAAACAACAGGGAGCUUUGACUUAGAUUCUUUUGAUAUAGGGGGGGGUAAAGAGCUGUCGCUGCAGCAGCAGCAGCAGCAGCAGGAAGAGGAGCAGCGGCAGCUGCAUGCGCUGCAGCAGGAGCUGCUGAAGCAGCAUUUCUUACAGCAGCAGCAGCAGCAGCAGCAGAAACACGAGCAGCAGCGACGCUCACGCAGACCCCUCCCCCACCUCACUAUGUCUGAGCUCUUUAGCAGCAGCUUGCAGCAGCAGCAGCAGCAGCAGCAGAAACAAGAGCAGCAGCGACGCUCACGCAGACCCCUCCCCCACCUCACUAUGUCUGAGCUCUUUAGCAGCAGCUUCGGCCUGCAAGCAGCAGCAGCAGCAGCAGCAGCAGCAGAUAGAGAAGGAGAAGAGGGGCAGCAGCAGCAAGGAUGGGAGGGGGGAUACAGCAGCCUGCAGCAGCAGGAGCAGCAGCACGAAGGUGUGUUGUCUUCUGCUUUUUCCGGUGGUGGUGGUGGUGGUGCAGCAGCAGCAGCUGCUGCUGCUGCUGCUGCUGCUGCUGAUCGAGGCAGCAGCAGCAGCGCGCUGCUGCGACGAAAGGUAAUGUGGUUUCUGCUGCUGAGUGCUUCGGUGGGGUUGCUGCUGCAGCAGCUGUCGGAGAGAAACCAAAGAAAAACAACAGAGCUAGAGCUGCAGCAGCUACCUUCUCUCUCCCAGCGGCUGGUGAGGGCCCGGGAGGGGCCCCAAGACAAUGAUUUAUUAUGGGGGCUGCUGCCGCCUAGCUGCCGGCAGCAGCUGCAGCAGCAGCUGCAGCAGCAGCUAGCUGACGCAGAAGCAGAAGAGGUUAGGCUUUUGUUUGAGUUAGAUAGAUUGAAUAUGCAGCGAGAACUAAAAGAGCAGCAGCAGCAGCAGCAGCGGCAGCAGCAGCAGCAAAGGCUAGAAGCAGCAUCGCUUACACACCUAGGAGAAACAGGUAAACAACUAUCUGAGCUUCGUGCUGCUGCUGCAUGCGCUAGGCAUGCAGUAGCGGGGCUGGAAGCAGCAGCAGAUACAAAAGCAGCAGCAGCAGCAGACACGCUGCAGCAGCUGCAGCAGAGACAGAAGGCACUGCAGCAGCAACUACAAGCAGCAACAGAAAGACAGCAGCAGGUGCAGCAGCUAUUCGAGCAGCAGCAAAGCAUUGCUGCUGCAGCAGCACAGCUGCAGCAGGAGCUGAUAGAGGAGUUGCAGCAACCGGAGACAGACCCAGUGCAGCAGCAGCAGAACCAGCAGCUGCUGCAGUACAUUGAGCAGCAGCAGCAAGCAGCUGCUGCUGCUGCUGCUGCUGAUCGAGGCAGCAGCAGCAACGCGCUGCUGCGACGAAAGGUAAUGUGGUUUCUGCUGCUGAGUGCUUCGGUGGGGUUGCUGCUGCAGCAGCUGUCGGAGAGAAACCAAAGAAAAACAACAGAGCUAGAGCUGCAGCAGCUGCCUUCUCUCUCCCAGCGGCUGGUGCGGGCCCGGGAGGGGCCCCAAGACAAUGAUUUAUUAUGGGGGUUGCUGCCGCCUAGCUGCCGACAGCAGCUGCAGCAGCAGCUGCAGCAGCAGCUAGCUGACGCAGAAGCAGAAGAGGUUAGGCUUUUGUUUGAGUUAGAUAGAUUGAAUAUGCAGAGAGAACUAAAAGAGCAGCAGCAGCAGCAGCAGCGGCAGCAGCAGCAGCAAAGGCUAGAAGCAGCAUCGCUCACACACCUAGGAGAAACAGGUAAACAACUAUCUGAGCUUCGUGCUGCUGCUGCAUGCGCUAGGCAUGCAGUAGCGGGGCUGGAAGCAGCAGCAGAUACAAAAGCAGCAGCAGCAGCAGACACGCUGCAGCAGCUGCAGCAGAGACAGAAGGCACUGCAGCAGCAACUACAAGCAGCAACAGAAAGACAGCAGCAGGUGCAGCAGCUAUUCGAGCAGCAGCAAAGCAUUGCUGCUGCAGCAGCACAGCUGCAGCAGGAGCUGAUAGAGGAGCUGCAGCAGCCGGAGACAGACCCAGUGCAGCAGCAGCAGAACCAGCAGCUGCUGCAGUACAUUGAGCAGCAGCAGCAGCAGAUGCUGGAGCAGCAGCAGCAGCAGCUAGGAGAACAAGCACAAGCUAACCUAAAAAAAGAAAUAGAUAAACUCACCAACGAGCUAGCUGAGGCCCGCGUGCGGCUGCGAGACAUCAACAGCAAGUGGUGGUUCCAGCGCCAGCAGCAGCAGCAGCAGCAGCAGCAGCAGCAGCAGCAGGAGCGGGAUGGUGUAUUGGGGGAGCUGGGUGGCGGCGGGGAGGCUGCAGACCAGCAGCAGCAGCAGCAGCAGCAGCACAGGAGCGGGACGGUGUAUUGGGGGAGCUGGGUGGCGGCGGGGAGGCUGCAGACCAGCAGCAGCAGCAGCAGCAGCAGCAGCAGCAAUCACAGGUAUUAG
Molecule: messenger RNA, 2895 nt
Organism: Eimeria mitis
Lineage: Eukaryota; Apicomplexa; Conoidasida; Eucoccidiorida; Eimeriidae
Exons: 4
Coding region: 1-2895 (964 amino acids)
Source: RefSeq, a predicted model, not a curated record